AUGGCAGCUUCUGAGGCACUAAGGAUACAUUACUGAGGGGACUUGUGUUCAUAUUUCAUCAAGACGAGGAGAUAGCGACUUCAGGGGAAGGAGAAGCGAUUUCCUAACAGCUCAGAAUUGGCCAACAGAAACCAGAGAUUUUAUGGAUCAAGAAAGCCAUUUGCAUUCAGGGGAAGUUAUAGAACCAUCGGUCCUCAUCAGUCGGACACUGCUGAGGGUCCAGGAUGCUGUCGCCAUGGCGAUGGCACGGGCCCGUCAGAGAGUCGUACAGGCCUUCACAGUGUCCUCUAUUGUCUUUCUGCUCCUCUGUCUCGCCGCCUUUUUAUAUGGGAGCUUCUACUACUCCUACAUGCCCAAGGCGACUUUUUCUGCACCUGUGCACUAUUACUACAGGACAGACUGUAAAUCUCCAGCAUCUUUUUUGUGUUCCUAUCCUCUGGCCAACAUCUCCCUGAUGAGAAACAAGAAGCAUGCACUGACAUUCGGCCAGGCCUAUCGGAUCUCUCUGCAGCUGGAGGUGCCUGAUUCUCCAGCCAAUCAGGACAUGGGGAUGUUCAUGAUCAAGACAACCUGUUUCUCUCAGGAUGGAGGGCAGGUUGCCUCCUCUGCUCGCUCUACGAGACAACUGCUGUCGGCCUCCAGCUCUCGCUUUAGCAUGCUGCGAUACAGAUCAGACCUGCUGAGGACUCUGGGAACGCUGUUGUUCCUGCCGGCCUUCCUGAGCGGAGUAGUCGAGCAGAAACAAGUGCUGGAUGUGGAGCUUUUCUCAGACUACACUGAAGACCCAUAUUCUCCCUCGGCCACGGCUGUUGUCGAGAUUCUGUCCAACAAGAUGCAGAUCUACUCGUCUCAGCUGAACGUUCACGCUCAUUUCACUGGCAUUAGAUACUUCCUCUUCUACUUCCCUGUCUUUUCAGCUCUGAUUGGUGUGUCCAGUAACUUUGUCUUCCUCAGCAUCCUCUUCAUCCUCAGCUACAUGAGGUUGCUGUUGAGGGCAGACAAGGGCAGGACAGGCGGACUGCUGUUCAACAUAGAGGAGAACACAAACAGCAAGCAAGAGGAUGAAAAAGAUGUCCCUGCGGGUACCGCAGAGCUGCUGGGUCCCUGCCAGAUAAACCCUACAGAUCUAAGUCCAGAGGAACCCCAUUUGCCCUUUGGCAACGGCACAGAGCUGCAGGAUGGUAAUAAACUUGGUCAGGGUGAAAUAAAAGAAUCAGAGGCAGCCUGAGGUUAUUAAUGAAGGAAGGUGAGAAAGUGUGAUAUUUAAUCCUGAUGGUGAGAUGUAGAUUUAAGACUGAUAUGUGGUGGAAAAUGUCUCAGAAAAAAUACAACCUGUCCUCUGCACGCUGCCUUAUAACUGUUAUUAUUAUUUUAGCUUUGGACCCUUUAACUGACGUGUCUGAACCCUCAUCUCUUGAUAAAAAUCUUUCAUUUCCGGUGUCUUUUUAUUACUUUGCAUCAAUGGUUAUGGUUUUGUGCUUACUGUUGUAGAGAGAAACUCCUUAAGACAUUCUGAAAUAUAUAAACACUUGAAUAAAUGCUGGAAAAAUAUUAAAUGUAAGAUAUUAAAUGGUAUUUUAUUCCGAUGCAGUUGAAGAAAAAGAGUUAAUGUUUAAAUUUAAGUAAAAAUCUUAAAAAAGUAAAAAAGCUCUGUGUUCAAAAUACAGAGGUGUGACCAGCGCCACAGCGCAUACUCUAAUUUAUAAAGAUGCAUUGUAAAAUGUUAAUGGUGUAUAAACCAUAAUCUGGAAAUGAACGUAACAGCAGCUGCCAAAUCAAUGCAGCCAAAUACAACCUAUAAUAUUUCUCUGCAGUACCCUUCCCUUGUAGCACUAAGAAGCAUAAAAUGUAAACACCCAAGUAAAGUACAAGUACCUAAAAACUGUAAAAAGUUCUGUUGCUGUGCUUCUUUUCACUGUAACAGAUUUUAUUGUAGGUAUUUUUUCUCAUUCCAGUAGGGUUUUUUUUCCAAAAUAGUUUCUCCAAAGUUUUAUUUUUAUUUCUAACAAUGCCAUUUUCCCCAGACACCCAUUUGAGUUCAUAGCACUUUUUUUUUUUUUUUUUUUUUUUACUAGCAUUAAUUUGGUCUGAAUGAGUGAACUGCCACUCUGUGUCAGAUUUGUUUGUCUUGAUUAACAGAGAAAGACUUUGUGUUGAAACAUGGUGUUAUUAAAUGAAACACAGGCGUCAUUUGUGUUGUAAAAGUGAAAACUAUAAGACUUACAUAAAAGCAAAUAUCAUGGUGGGACAACAGUGUGAGGGGAUACAAUAGCAUUUAAUUGUUUUGUGUAGUUUCAUGUGCAUUUGUUUCAAAAUGACUAAUUUACUUAUUAAUGUAACACUUUGGGUCUUCAUAGCGUGCACUAAUAUUUACUAAAAUGCUUUCACAGACUGACUCCUCCUGUUUACUAUAAAAUAUAAGAUUGUGAAGCAGGCUGAAAUGUCACUUUAAAAUGUUGUCAACCCUUUUGUUAUUUGACCGCAAUGUAAAACUAUGAUUAAAACAUCAUGAGGCA
This is a messenger RNA of Amphiprion ocellaris (clown anemonefish), 2516 nucleotides long. Its product is annotated as BSCL2 lipid droplet biogenesis associated, seipin. The record is from RefSeq and is a predicted model, not a curated record. Gene Ontology annotation, cellular component: endoplasmic reticulum membrane. The transcript has 10 exons. Lineage: Eukaryota; Metazoa; Chordata; Actinopteri; Pomacentridae. Gene Ontology annotation, biological process: lipid storage; lipid droplet organization. Bases 143 to 1228 code for a protein of 361 amino acids.